AUGUAUCCAUGCCCAUACGAUUUCAAAACCGUGGAAUCUAAUAGCGCACAGACAUUUGAACAUCUCAAAUUCGACGCACAAGAUGCAAACUUUCAACAGGCUUAUGCUGAUCGUAUUCAGUUCAUUGAUGGAGAAUACCACGUACCCUUGCCAUGGAGAGCCGAUCACCCGGAACUGCCAAACAAUCUCAAUGCAAGCCGGGGACGCCUUCUGCAGACGGCUACCAGAUUGAAACGUCUGAACCUGAUGCCAGCCUAUUGUAAGGUGAUGAAAGAAAAUAUACAGAAAGGUUGGGUAGAAGAAGUAAAAAACCCCGAAACUGCCCUCCUGGAAAAAGACUGCUACUAUCUACCACAUUUUUACAUCCUCAAAGAUAGCGAAACCACUCCACUGAGGAUAGUAUUUGAUGCUAGCUGCGGUCAACCUUCAUUGAACACUUGUCUGUACGAAGGGCCUAAGAUGAUCACCGAUCUUCCCCAGUUAUUGACACUUUUCCGCACGCGAAAAGUUGGUUUAGUGGCCGACAUAGCUCGAGCUUUUCUUUCCGUGAAAUUGCUGGAAAGCGAAAGAAAAUAUGUCCGGUUCCUUUGGUACAAAGACAAUGACCCCAACAAAGAGGUCAUCCCGUAUCACUGCAAUACAGUGAUAUUCGGAAAUGUUUCAAGCCCCUUCUCAUUGGCUAUUGUUUUAACGGAACACUUAGAUAACCAUAGCGAUCCAAUCGCCAAGGAUAUGGCAAAGAAACUCUAUGUUGACAAUCUUCUCACAUCUGUGAACAGUGACGCUGAAGCAUUGGAUUAUUACGCUCGGUCGAGGCACAUCAUGAGUGAAGGGUCUUUCCUACUCCGACAGUGGGCUAGCAACUCAGCCGCCCUCACUGACCACGCCAGAGCAGAAAACAUGUCCACAAAAAGCGCCACGGCGGUCACAACCUUGGGUUUGAAAUGGAAUACAGUGAAUGACACUCUAGCUUUAGCUCCGAAGUCUUUCCCAAAAACUGACUUGGUCACCAAACGUCAGGUCCUUUCAGAAACGUCAUCUGUUUUCGACCCGUUAGGUUAUGUUUCGCCAUUGAUUGUUCCCGCACGAAAGUUUGUAAAUGAACUGUGGUCCAAAGAAAAAUCGUGGGAUGAACCACUGACACCUGAGGAAGUCAAACAAUGGGACAAAAUCCGGAUAUCUAUUUCUCGAGCAUCAGACUUUAACAUACCCCGCGGACUUGGCAUGAGGUCAGAUUCGCCUGUUACUCUAGUGGUGUUCUGCGAUGGAACUCCAGUAACUGCAUCAGCAUGUGUGGUAUACAUGAAACGAGACAAUAACAUUCGGCUACUUGGCUCCAAAAACAAGCUUGUGUCAAACUCAGGAUACACAACACCCAAAUGCGAGCUGCAGGCAAUGGUCAUUGGCUCGAAAUACGGACAGUGGCUGAAGGAAACCUACGCGGAAUCCUAUCCCAUCAUCACUAUGCUCUACCUAACCGAUUCGCAGGUAGCGCUACACUGGAUCAAUUCAGACAAAAAAUUGACUCCAUUUGUAAAAAAUCGCGUCGAACAGAUCAGAUCUAACACAGAGUUAGAUGAAUGGUAUCACGUGAAAUCGGAGGAUAACAUGGCAGAUAUUCUAUCACGAGGAUCGUCAUAUACUGAACUUGCACGAUCAGACUGGCUUACUGGCCCAGAGUGGCUACAAAAGGAUUUCAGCGACUGGCCCGUCGAUCAACUCAAAGUGGAAAACUCCACUGCAUUACUGACGGCGACACUAGAAAUGGACAAUGAAUUUCACCAUAACAAAGAUCAGGGAAUUGCCAAAGUGAUUGACAUUGAACGUUUCAGUGACUACAAAAAACUGCUACGUGUCACCACGUACGUGAACUCUGCGUUUGGAUCAAACGCCCAUGAUAUUACCGCUGAAAACCUCAAUGAUGCUGAGAAACAAUGGAUUAAAUCGGCCCAGCUUGCGGCUUAUCCAGAUAUUAUCGCCCGUCUCAAAUCUCUCCAAAACGGGAAAGGAAAACUCAAACGCUCGCCACCCUUAGUCCAUCAGCUUGGUCUCGUGUUAUCCGAUGAUGGUAUCUUGCGCUGCGCGGGGAGGGUUCGAAAUCACCCAAUCUACGAUCAUGAGAUGAAACUGCCAAUUCUAUUGCCACGAAUUUGCCAUCUCACCAACCUGAUAAUACUGGAUUCACACAGAACUGUCUUUCACUACGGAGUUGGGGCCACCAUGGCUCAAAUCAGGACAAAGUUCUGGAUAACAUCGAUGCGAAGUGCAGUGCGAAAAAUCCUAAAAGGAUGCGUUAUCUGCCGUAAAGUUUCAGGUCGGGCGUAUCAAACACCACAUGCUCCGCCCUUACCCAAAUUCAGGCUUGACGAAGCAAAACCAUACUCAGCCACAGCGAUUGACUUUACAGGACAUUUGUUAGUAAAAAUGUACGGAAAAACUAAGAAAGUUUACCUCUGUCUCUUCACAUGCUGUGCCACGCGACAUAUAACUCUAGAAAUAGUGGAAGACAUCACCACAUCUUCUUUCCUGCGCGCUUUUCGUAGAUUCUGUUCCAGCCAUUCAACCCCAUCAGUGAUUUAUUGUGACAAUGCAAAAACGUUUACGAGCAGUGAAACCGAACUAAAACGCAUGUAUCAGAUCGUGCGACAUAGAGACACUCAAAAUCAUUUCGCCGAAAAACGCAUCAAAUUUCGCUACAUUCCGGUGCAAGCUAGUUGGAUGGCCGGAGUCCAUGAACGUUGUAUUGGGACCAGCAAAACCGCGAUCAAAAAGGUUUUAGGAAAAUCUUUAGUUUGUCUUGCUGAGCUUCAGACCUUAAUCAAGGAGAUCCAAGCCAUUGUAAACAACAGACCGCUUACGUAUGUCGCGUCAGAAUUGGAGGAGUUAUCAAUCCUCUCCCCAAACCAUUUGUUGCACGGUCGCUUGAUUGAACUCUUGCCAAGUCAGGACUUAGAUGAAUCUCAAUUUGACAAAGACUACAUUGGUAAAGAACAUUUAGAAAAGAUUGCUUUCCGCCGCUCACAAUUAAUUCAGAAUUUCAAAACUCGCUUCCAGAACGAAUAUCUGGCAGCACUUCGCCAACGCCACGCUCAUGAACUCAAAAAGCAAAACGCUGUGAACAAUGUGAUCAAAAAGGGCGAUGUUUUCAUUGUGUAUGACAAGGACCACCCGCGCCGCAACUGGAGACUAGGUAUAGUGAUUGAUCUUCUGACCGGCCCCGAUGGCCUCACUCGAGUAGCAAAGGUGAAAACAAACUCUGGAAUAUCAAAUCGUGCCGUCGCGCAUCUCUAUCCUCUCGAAAUAAACUGUGCGGAUUAUGACAAAAAAGACACUUCGCCCGAUAACACUGCGCCUCCAACGAGGCCAAUCCGCAAUUCUGCUGCAAUCGCGAAAAUGAAAAUCCGCGAUCAGUCUGAAAACUGA
This is a messenger RNA of Lineus longissimus, 3423 nucleotides long. RefSeq lists its product as uncharacterized. Gene Ontology annotation, molecular function: nucleic acid binding. The transcript has a single exon. NCBI's taxonomy places the organism in Eukaryota, Metazoa, Nemertea, Pilidiophora, Heteronemertea, Lineidae. Bases 1 to 3423 code for a protein of 1140 amino acids. Gene Ontology annotation, biological process: DNA integration. The record is from RefSeq and is a predicted model, not a curated record.